AUGACGUCAUCCAGGAGCGGGGCCGUGACGCGUGUGAUCCGGAGCGCUCGCGCCGUCGGGACUCCCGUAUGAUGAAGCGCAGCGGAGCGCGUCCCGGUAAACAUGGAGCGUUUCUCGUAUUCUCGCUGAUCCGUCAGGGGAAAAAACAACGCGAACGGAAGGAAUAAACUUUCGGGAUCGUUCGUUCUGACGCGGUAAAAAAGUCUCAUGCUGUUAUGACCGUGGCGGCUCAUGAGCGUGUUUGAAAUUCUGGAGAUGGAUGGAAGAGACUCGGCGGUUGUGACUGUGAGGAGCAGAUUACCCAAAGAUCCAGGGGCAGUGGGUGGAGUCAGUGAGUGUAUGGCGAGUGAAGACUCCUCCCCCUGCAUUAGCCAGGGGGAGGGACCAGAUUACGAGCAACUUGAGGAUGUGCUUUGUGAGCUUGGAGCGGGGGCGGAGCUUAACCUGGAGCUGGAUGUGAGGGUGGAGCCUCAGAAAGCCGAGAUUCUGCAGGGGGAGGAGCUUAGCUGGGAGACGAACCGACAGGAGGCGAACGAACUGGAAGAGCACAGCAACACGAGCCGCAGUACAGCCAGUCCUGAACCUACAGCAGCCUCCACAGAUCUCUGCAAAGCGUCGCCUCUGUCAGAGCAGCUCCUGCAGGGCCGUGAGGAGGGGGCGGGGCUAAACAUGGAGUGUCGUAUCUGUGGAGACAGAGCGUCGGGAUUCCACUACGGCGUUCAUGCCUGUGAGGGCUGCAAGGGAUUCUUCCGGAGGACCAUUCGAAUGAAGUUGGAAUAUGAGAAAUGUGACCGCAGCUGUAAGAUCCAAAAGAAAAGUCGGAAUAAAUGCCAGUUCUGUCGAUUUCAGAAGUGCCUGAUGCUCGGGAUGUCCCAUGACGCGAUCCGAUACGGACGGAUGCCGGAGGCAGAGAAGCGUAAGCUAGUCGCGGGUCUGUUAGCGGGGGAAAAGAGCUCUCAGACCUCCAGCGGUUCAGAUCUGAAGUCUCUCGCCAAACGGGUCAACAACGCCUACCUGAAGAAUCUGAACAUGACCAAGAAGAAAGCUCGCAACAUCCUGACGGGGAAGACCAACGCAAGCCCGCCAUUUGUCAUUCAUGACAUGGACUCGCUGUGGCAGGCGGAAAACGGACUGGUCUGGAAUCAGGUGAUUAACGGAGCUCCGCCCAAUAAGGAGAUUGGCGUGCAUGUGUUUUACCGCUGUCAAUGUACAACCGUGGAAACCGUACGAGAACUCACAGAGUUUGCCAAAAGCAUCCCGGGAUUCAUUGACCUUUUCUUGAAUGACCAGGUGACGCUGUUGAAAUACGGUGUCCACGAGGCGAUCUUCGCCAUGCUGCCAUCGCUCAUGAAUAAGGACGGGCUGUUGGUGGCGAAUGGGCGGGGCUUCGUGACGAGAGAGUUCCUCCGCAGUCUUCGCAAACCCUUCAGCGAGAUCAUGGAGCCGAAGUUUGAGUUUGCGGUGAAGUUUAACGCUCUCGAGCUGGACGACAGCGACCUCGCCCUGUUCGUGGCUGCCAUUAUCCUGUGUGGAGAUCGUCCAGGACUCAUGAACGUCCACCAGGUGGAGGAGAUCCAGGACAGCAUCCUCCAGGCCCUCAAUCAGCACUUGCAGCUCAAUCAUCCCGACGCCGGCUUUAUCUUCCCCAAACUGCUGCAGAAGCUCGCAGACCUGCGGCAGCUGGUGACGGAGAACGCGCAGCUGGUGCAGAAGAUCAAGAAGACUGAGUCGGAGACGUCGCUGCACCCGCUGCUACAGGAGAUCUACAGGGACAUGUACUGACCCAAACCAUUCCAGGCACGCGGACCAAUCACUGUGACCUACUGCUAUUUUUAUUAAACAUUUUGGAUUUUAUGCGACUGGAUGAUUUGUUACUGAUGAAAUGCGAACUGAACUCUGAACCAGACCGGCCAAUGAGAUUGUGCAGGUCGAAGAGACGCAAUAAAGACCCUCAUUUGCUGCUCAAAUCUGCCUCA
Messenger RNA from Ctenopharyngodon idella (grass carp), 1976 nucleotides. It is a transcript of the gene pparda, whose product is annotated as peroxisome proliferator-activated receptor delta a. The record is from RefSeq and is a predicted model, not a curated record. The transcript is spliced from 8 exons. The coding region runs from base 232 to 1782 and encodes 516 amino acids. Gene Ontology annotation, cellular component: nucleus. Gene Ontology annotation, biological process: negative regulation of inflammatory response; negative regulation of transcription by RNA polymerase II; hormone-mediated signaling pathway. Gene Ontology annotation, molecular function: nuclear receptor activity; zinc ion binding; RNA polymerase II cis-regulatory region sequence-specific DNA binding. Lineage: Eukaryota; Metazoa; Chordata; Actinopteri; Cypriniformes; Xenocyprididae.